Messenger RNA from Lactuca sativa (garden lettuce), 1440 nucleotides. Its product is annotated as alcohol dehydrogenase-like 7. Gene Ontology annotation, molecular function: zinc ion binding; alcohol dehydrogenase (NAD+) activity; S-(hydroxymethyl)glutathione dehydrogenase [NAD(P)+] activity. Gene Ontology annotation, cellular component: cytosol. The record is from RefSeq and is a predicted model, not a curated record. NCBI's taxonomy places the organism in Eukaryota, Viridiplantae, Streptophyta, Magnoliopsida, Asterales, Asteraceae. Gene Ontology annotation, biological process: formaldehyde catabolic process.
GAUAGAUAAAAAGUAAACUAAACGGGCGUUGGUGGUGGGUGGUCCAACCUGUUUUUAGUGUCAACCACUAUACAACUUCAGAAUAGAAUCCAAAACCACAACUCUUGUCUGUUCGUGUGAGGGAAAGAAACCAGUUCUUGCCGUUGAUUAUGGACGGAAAAAGGGCCAGCACCACCGCCGGAAAGCCCAUCAAGUGCAGAGCUGCGAUUGCUAGGAAAGCAGGAGAGCCGCUGGUGAUAGAGGAGGUGAUAGUGGCCCCACCAAAUCAUCAUGAAGUCCGAAUCAAAAUCAUAUGCACUUCUCUUUGUCAUACUGAUGUUACCUUUUGGAAACUGGAGCAUCCUCCUGCUAUUUUCCCCAUAAUACUUGGUCAUGAAGCAGUAGGGGUAGUAGAGAGUGUAGGAGAAGGUGUACAUGAAGUUGUUGAAGGAGACACUGUGAUCCCAAUAUUUUUAGCCGAUUGUGGUGAAUGUAAAGAUUGUUUAUCCGCAAAAAGCAACCUAUGUACAAAUUUCCCUCCAAGACCUUCUCAUGGAAUGCAAAGAGAUGAAACAAGCAGAUUCACAGACAUCAAUGGAGACACUUUAUACCAUUUCUUGAAUGUAUCAAGUUUUACUGAGUACACAGUGAUUGACAUUGCUCAUGUAACUAAAAUUAAUCCAACAAUCCCAGCAAAUCGAGCUUGCCUUUUAAGUUGUGGAGUAUCAACUGGGGUAGGUGCUGCAUGGAAAACAGCGAAAGUGGAAGCUGGAACAACAGUUGCUAUAUUUGGACUUGGUGCAAUUGGGCUAGCAGUUGCUGAGGGAGCAAGGCUAUGUGGAGCUAAGAGGAUCAUUGGUAUUGAUGUGAACCAAGAUAAGUGUGAAAUAGGAAAGAAAUUUGGAGUAACUGAUUUUGUGAACUCCAGUAACAUUGGUGACAAAACUUUGAGCCAGAUAAUUAUUGAGAUGACUGAUGGGGGUGCUGACUAUUGCUUCGAGUGCGUUGGUUUGACAUCACUAGUGAAUGAAGCUUAUGCUUCUUGUAGAAAGGGAUGGGGAAAAACAGUUAUGGUGGGGAUUGACCACCCUGGGGCCAUGUUGACCUUGAGUUCUUUUGAGAUACUUUACAGUGGGAAAUCACUCAUGGGAUCGUUUUUUGGAGGUUUGAAACCAAAAUCCGAUAUACAUCUCCUCGAAAAACUCUAUUUGGAUAAGGAACUAAAACUGGAUGAAUUCGUGACACAUGAGGUUAACUUUGAUGACAUCAACAAGGCUUUUGACUUGCUCCUUGAAGGGAAGAGCCUACGAUGUGUGAUUUAUAUGAACAAAUGAUCUAACUUCAUUCGAUGAUGGAUUUUUUUUUUCAUUAGCUGUAAAUGUAUGUGUCAUAUGCAGCAACAAGAUAACGAUAAUGUUAGCUUCCUCAUUAACAUUUCAAAUAAUGUAAGCGUUUGAAACA